GGCUUUCCCAAUGCAAACUCUUUUCACAUUAUGAGCUUAUAUUAUAUACCACAUGCUACUCAUUGAUAAAAAGGCUAUAUAUAAAUUUUGAUGACACACACAAAGAGCAAAGAAUCCCACUAGUCAAAUUUCAACAAGUUGAAAGUUUGAAAUAUCACUAGGGUAUCAGUAUCUUCCUUGUAUUUACAAGUUUCUCUUUUCUUUGGAUAACUUCACCAUCGUUUUUUUAGUUACUUCAUAAACACAAGUCAUUGGGGUCUCCUACUUUAUCAAAAGGUCAAGUAUAGGAUGUUGUUGAUGAAUAGAAAUGGUGUGUGAAGAAUUUAGUUUGAGUGAUGUCAUAAAUCUUCAUGGCAAAGAGGAAAAGCUGGUUUGGAUGGGUGAAAAGUCUAUUCAUUUCUCAGUCAAAGGACAAAAAGCAAAAGAAAUGGGUAUGGAGAAUUGGAAGGAUAAAACAGAAGCAAUACCCAACAAUUACAGCAGCUUCAAACAGAACAUUGAUUGAAGCAAGUGCAGAACAGAGAAAGCAUGCUUUGGUUGUGGCUAUUGCAACAACAGCUGCUGCAGAGGCUGCAAUUGCUGCUGCACAUGCUGCUGCUGAGGUUGUCAAGCUUACAGGUGCAUCUCGUUCUUAUUCAUUUCUCUCCAAGGGAGACAGAAGUUUGGCUGCUAUCAAGAUUCAAAGCGCAUACCGUGCACAUCUUGCUAGGAAAGCACUGAGAGCAUUGAAGGGAGUUAUAAGAUUGCAGGCCAUAAUCCGCGGUGAAGCUGUUAGGCGUCAAGUGUCGAAAACUUUGAACAAUGUUCCCUCAAAUGCAAAAAGUCAGGAAGAAAUUCAAGAAAGAAGCAGUCAUAAUGAGGAAGAUUACAAAAAUGACCAGAUAAAACAGUUUCAAAAGCAAAAGAAAAAGACAGAAGAGAAGGAACUUAAGCCGGAAUGCCAUAGUCAAAGAAGUUGGAAUUGUAGCUCACACUCAAGAGAAGACAUUGAAGCCAUUUGGUUAAGAAAGCAAGAUGCUAUUGUCAAAAGAGACCGCAUGAGGCAAUACUCUUCUUCACAAAAGGAGAGAAAAUUUUCCCAAAUGAUGGAAGAAUAUGUGCACAACAAGGAACUUGGAGGAGAUAGCUGUCGUACUCUAGGAGAGUGGCUACAUAAAGAAACAUGUGAUUGGGAUCAUCCUUCAAAUAUCACCAUAAGAAAUGAAGUGCAAGAAGGAUUAGGUUCACAAAUUUCAGUCCAAAGAAAAUCAUUUUCUCAUGUAAAAAGAAGUUCAGUUGGGGAUGAGAGUUCCUUGCAAAAUUCUCCUGUUUUUCCUAAAUACAUGGCUGUGACUGAAUCUAGCAAAGCAAAGGUAAGGUCUUUGAGCACACCAAGGCUAAGAGCAUGAUUUUUGAAUAUGUGCUCCAAUCGGAUUAAGCCUCACAAAGAAGGGUAUAUAUAGGAAUAAUUUAUCAAGUUCAUUUUAUUUUGGUCCUUCACAUGUUGAAAAUCUUCACAUGCAUAUAUAAAGAGUUUUCUCUGACCAUUUAUGAUAUUAGUUUUAAUGGAUAUUUUCUUCUUGGUUUUGGAGAGGAGAAUAUAUCUUUUUUCUAAAGAGUUUAAUUAGCGGCGAAACUCACACAUAGUUGAGUAGAGAAAGAGGAGUAUCUCGGAAACGAACUCGUGUCCCAAUAUAUCAAAUGUCUCUGCAGCUACCGUGAUGUGUGCUUAUGCAACAGAAAGGAGAAUAUAUCUACUAGGUACAUAAUACAUGUCUAAAAUGUGUAUACAUCUUAUUUUUAUUCUAUAUAUCCUCGUUGUAAUUUUUAUUCUAUCUAUCCCCAUUGUAUUCUUCAUUUGUUUAUGAGAUUGUUGCCAUGGAAGAUUUCCAGCUGAUAAUCUGCUAAAACAAUUAUGGGUUGUAUUUUUCUUUAUUAAUAAAGUUUUGGUGUGAUUGAUGAGUUUGUGGUUGUGAUACCAACUCCUUAUAAUCAA
Messenger RNA from Cicer arietinum (chickpea), 1975 nucleotides. RefSeq names its product protein IQ-DOMAIN 12-like. Gene Ontology annotation, molecular function: protein binding. The record is from RefSeq and is a predicted model, not a curated record. Lineage: Eukaryota; Viridiplantae; Streptophyta; Magnoliopsida; Fabales; Fabaceae.